This is a messenger RNA of Leptopilina boulardi, 1743 nucleotides long. RefSeq lists its product as uncharacterized. NCBI's taxonomy places the organism in Eukaryota, Metazoa, Arthropoda, Insecta, Hymenoptera, Figitidae. The coding region runs from base 354 to 1610 and encodes 418 amino acids. The transcript has 3 exons. The record is from RefSeq and is a predicted model, not a curated record.
CGGCUAUAGUCAUUUUAAACUUUAACUAAAGUUUAUUUUAGUGUCCAAUGAAAUUACAUAAGUAAAGUUAAAGCAUGAAAAUUAUAUAAAAAUAAAUUAAAUUAUAUAAAAAUUAAUAUAAAAUGAAUUAGAUUAAAUUUAAGAGUUAUAUAUAGUAAAAUAACUUUUACUGCUCCAAGCAUGUUCUAAACAAUUAAGUAUUGGGUUCGAUUGUCAAUAGAUUGUGUCCUUGAAAAUAUUAAUUUCUGCUUUUCGCUUCGUAUAAUUGUAAUAUAUUCUAAUAUAAUUGUAAUAAUAACUCAGUGAUUUAAAAUCAAAAUAGUGUCUUCAAUCUUAUUAAAAUAAUAAUUAAUAUGACUCCACUAAAAGAUACAAAAGAAAAAUUGAUAAAAGCAGCUAGAAAUUGCCAGCAAAAUUUUUAUGAAUUACUCAGCGACUGGAAUAUUUACGAUCAAAAGAAACCAUAUCAUUUAAAAAAUUUUAUUGGCACUGCACUUUUUGGUCCACCGCAAAUUAAUCAAUUAACAAUUGAUGCAACAUGUUUUUUUGAAAAACAUUUAAAUGAUGAAUUUUUUUUUCACGAUUCACAACAACGACAAAUAAUUGACAAGAUAUAUGAAAAAAUUGUACGCCAUGGAAUUCAAAAUACACGUGAAAAAGAAAUAAUGUGUGGAUUAAUUUAUAAUGUGAUAUUUGAUACAUCAACGGAAUGUUGUAAAUAUUUUAGUGAUGAACAUGUUAACAAAUGUUUACAACCAAUACCAAUAUUUAAAGUUUUAAAAAAUAUUGUUAAACAAACUGAAAAUGGAAAUAUAGUGACGACAAAAUUAGAGACCUACUAUAUUGACGAUUGUGAACGAGUUUACAAAAGUUGGAAGGAUUAUUUAAAUUAUAAUAAUUUGCCACAGUGUUUUAUGGUGGUGCCAAAAUUAGGCGAAUAUCAAGGUGAUUAUAGAGAUCAAUGGUCGGAAAAAAUUUCCUAUGUUUCUAUUGAAAUGUAUAAAUCGCCAUCGUGUAAUGCAAAGAUAAUUAAUAAUAUUGACAAGAUUAAUAGAUUUGUUGGUUUGGGUUGUGCUGGAGUUGGACUUGCAGCUACUUUUAAUCCUGUUGGUGGCACUGUUAUGGCUUUAGGAGCAGUAGGAAUGGGAAUAAGUGGAUUGUGGUCAAUGGGAAGGAAUUCUCACAAAAUAGCAGAUCGCCAUAUUCACGAACAAUCAAUUAGCAUGAAAGACAAAGACGGAUUUCUACGAUGGUUUGGAUUAGCGAAUAGUAUUUUAACAGUGGCAACAAGUGGCGGUUCUAUGUUACUAUCAAAUGCAAUUAAAAAUACUACUUUAAGUACUGCUGCAAAAAUAGUUCACAGUUCGGCACAAAUUGGAUCAAUUGCCGCUAGUGGAGUUAAUGUUGGUUUUAUAAUUAACAACAUUUACGAUUCUCGUCAUAAACAUUAUGUUUCAGCACAAGACACUCUAAAUCUUGUUUCGAAAUUAUUAUUAUUUACAAAUUCAACAGUUGAUUUACAAUUUGCCAAUAGUAUCUUAAAGAAAAAUCAAACAGAAUUUAUUCAAGAUUUUGAGAAUAGUUUGAGAAAAAAUCGACAUAGAAAAUAAUUUUGACGAAUGGUAAAAAACAGUACAUCCCUUCAUAAUUCACCGGAACAAAUAAUUCGAUCGACUAUUAAAAUAAGUAAUAAAAAUUUGCUAUCGUGUUCAAUUAUUAAAGAUGAUUUUAUAAUUAAAGGAA